Vitrella brassicaformis is the source of this 2549-nucleotide messenger RNA. Lineage: Eukaryota; Vitrellaceae. The record is from the annotation of a GenBank genome assembly.
CCGGCGGCCCCUCCCCUCUCCUCCUUUUUUUCUGGGGAGGCCAUCCUCCCCCGAGCGCAUUCACCGACUCAGCAGCAUCGUUUGCGCCACAAAUUGAUGAUGGAGGAGCUGCAGAGGCGACUUGAGCGCCUUGAGGGGCAAGUUGCGGAGCUCACAGUCCCGGAAGAUGCAAUGACGAACGCUAUGGCACAGCACCAACGGUCGAAAGAAGAACUGGUGGAGAUGCUCAAACGGCAGCUGGAGCAGGCAGAACAGCGCAACAGGCAGCUUGAGGCGGAGUUGGCUGAGCUGCGUGAACUGGUUCACCGUCAGCCCGUCGAGCUCAUUCUCGAUGACGGCAGCAAAUACUAUGGUCGAGUCAAGAACGGCCGUCCGCACGGCCCCGGCAAGCAGACCGACACGUACGGCCAGAGGAAGAUCUACGAGGGGCAGUGGACGGACGGCAAAUACGACGGCAUCGGUGUGUCAUUCCAUGACACGGCAAAGAAGUACGAUGGCAGAUGGAAGAACGGGCAGAUGGUCGGCAAGGCAACAGCACAGGAGAUGCCCUUGGGUGACGGCAGUAUCUAUGCCGGCCCCCUUCUGAAUGGGAAGCCACACGGCCAGGGCACAGCGACGUGGUCAAAUGGCGGCAGCUGCACGGGGGAGUGGGAGCAUGGGCAGCUGACUGGCGAGGGGGGAGCCGACAAGAUCCCUCUCGGGGACGGCGAGACUUACACCGGCCCACUGCACAAUGGAAAGCCACACGGCCAGGGGACAGCGAGAUGGCAGAACCGCGGCACAUCCACAGGCACAUGGGAGCAUGGGCAGAUGGUCGGCAAAGGGACCGCCUACAUGAUUCCCUUGGGGGACGGCACCACCUACACAGGCCCGUUGCUUGACGGCAAGCCGCAUGGCCAGGGUACGAGCUAUUAUCAGAAUGGCAACAAGGUGUAUGAGGGCCAGUGGGAAAUGGGGAAGAAACACGGCCAGGGCAUACUCUACAACAGCUCAGGAUCCUCUCAGAAGCGAGACAUGGUAUGCGAGGGCCGGUGGGCUACUGGAGAGAUGGUGGAAGAGGGCACAGCGCAUCGGCUGCCAUGGAAAGGCUAUCACUACCAAGGACCCUUGCGCAACGGCAUCCCUCACGGAUGCGGGACGGCACACUGGUCUGACGGCAGCUGCAAAGGCCGGUGGGCGAAUGGCGAGAUGGUCGGCGAGGUGAGAGCCGUCAAGAUGCCCUUGGGGGAUGGCACCACCUACACAGGCCGGCUGCUUGACGGCAAGCCUCAUGACCAGGGAACAGUGCAGGGCAGCAUACAGCUAGAGGAUCGCACCACCUAUAGUGGGCCCCUACGCAACGGCAAACCACAUGGCAGAGGGACAGCAAGCUUGCCGACCGGCGGUAGUUACACAGGGCACUGGGAGAAUGGACUGCAGAUUGCUGCUGCGGGGUGGGCGAACAAGCUGCCUUUGGCGGACGGCAGGCGCUAUGACGGUUCCCUCUUCAACGGCAUGCCUCAUGGCUACGGCACCAGCUAUCAACAGAGUGGCAAGAAGGAUUACGAAGGGGAGUGGAGACACGGAAAGCAAGAUGGCGAAGGGACUCAGUUCAACCACGCAAACGACUCAAAAGCCUUCGACGGGCAGUGGGUUGCCGGCAAGGUGGUGGGAGAGGGCAAAGCUCACCGGUUCCCGUGGGAAGUGUACGACUAUGAAGGGGCCCUCCUGGAUGGCAAGCCCCACGGCAAAGGGACGGCACACUGGUCAAACCCACGCACAGGAUGGACGGGCAAAUCCACAGGAAAUUGGGCCAACGGACAGAAGGCGUCUGGUGAUGGCAAGGCAGACAAUAUGCCCUUGGAGGAUGGCAGCAUUUACACAGGCGCGCUGCUCGACCACAAGCCACACGGCCGGGGCACCAGCUAUUGUCCGAAUCGCAGAGAACGGUACGAGGGAGAGUGGAGAGAAGGACAGAGGAACGGCAAGGGCAUCAGCUAUCAAUCCGAUGGCAAGACAAAGAUGCAUGAGGGCCAAUGGGAAAAUGGGCAGAUGGUCGGUAAGGGGACAGUAUCAAAGAUGCCCUUGGAGGACGGCAAAGUCUAUGAUGGCCAAGUGCUCAAUGGGAUUCCACAUGGCCAAGGCACUAGCUACACGGAAUCCUACACCCACGGCGGAGGACCCCAGUCUAAAAUGGACUUCAAUGGAAGCUGGCAAGACGGGAAGUGGCAUGGGCAAGGCACAGUCUGCGACCGCAACGGCAAGUCAAUGUUCGAGGGAAGAUGGGAGGACGGGCUGCCGCAGGAGGGGACUUUCUUUCCUCAUUCUGGUGGCUACAAUCAGAAGUGGCGAGCUGGCGAACGGCUGCCUGCUGGCAUCCCCAAGAUGCUCCAUGAGCGUUGGACGAUACCCUGAAUGGUUGGUAUUAAAGCUCUAAAGCAGUGGGCCUGCAUGUGAUCUGCAUAUGACAUUGCUCACUUUGUAAUAUGAGCAAUCGAUCGGACUUUUGGCUUUUGUGUCUCUGGUUUCAAUCCAUACAAAGACAGAAUUGCAAGAAGAUAUAAGAGAAC